CGCAAUACCUUGCCCUACGCGGUUGCUACUUCGAGCUCCACUUCGACUUCGAAUUCUAUCACCAUGGCCGAUACCGCUGCCGCUGUUGCUGCUCCUGCCCCAGCUCCCGCCAAGAAGGCAACAAAGAAGGCCGCUGCCAAGCCCAAGAAGGCAUCGACUCACCCUAAAUACUCUGAGAUGAUUGUGGCUGCCAUCACAUCGCUCAAGGACCGUACUGGAUCUUCCAGCGUCGCAAUCAAGAAGUACAUUGUUGCCAACUACAAGGUUGAUGAGAAGACUAUUGGUCCUCAGGUUCGUUUGGGCCUCAAGAGAGGAGUCACCUCAGGGCUCCUGAAGCAGGUUAAAGGAACGGGUGCCACCGGUUCCUUCAAAGUUGCCGAGAAAGCCGCGAAACCUAAGGCAGCUGCUGCGAAAGCACCCAAGAAGGCCGCGAAGAAGCCUGCUACUCCCAAGAAGGCCGCGAAAUCUCCCAAGAAGACCGCUAAGAAAACCGCCACAAAGAAGCCAGCUGCCAAGAAGACCCCUAAGAAGUCUACCAAGAAGGUCGCCAAAUCUCCCGCUACCAAGAAGCCCAAGGCAAAGAAGGUCAAGAAGCCUGCCACGAAGAAGGCUGCACCCAAGAAGUAAUAAUAUAAUUCCAUAUGGUAUUUAAUAAGUCAUUCAUUGUAAAUACGCAUUGUAGAGAAUAAGUUGCCUUCACCGUGUCAUCAUCGCCGUCUAUGUUAAAUACGUUGUACCUGAUAAAUAUAAUUAUCUAUACGUA
Molecule: messenger RNA, 763 nt
Organism: Hyalella azteca
Lineage: Eukaryota; Metazoa; Arthropoda; Malacostraca; Amphipoda; Hyalellidae
Product: histone H1-delta
Exons: 1
Coding region: 64-627 (187 amino acids)
Biological process (GO): negative regulation of DNA recombination; chromosome condensation; nucleosome assembly
Cellular component (GO): nucleosome; nucleus
Molecular function (GO): nucleosomal DNA binding; double-stranded DNA binding; structural constituent of chromatin
Source: RefSeq, a predicted model, not a curated record